Messenger RNA from Nematolebias whitei (Rio pearlfish), 483 nucleotides. RefSeq names its product neurofascin-like. Gene Ontology annotation, biological process: cell-cell adhesion; brain development. The transcript has 4 exons. Bases 1 to 483 code for a protein of 160 amino acids. The record is from RefSeq and is a predicted model, not a curated record. Lineage: Eukaryota; Metazoa; Chordata; Actinopteri; Cyprinodontiformes; Rivulidae. Gene Ontology annotation, molecular function: cell-cell adhesion mediator activity.
AUGAGUCCGACUCCCACAAUAAAAUGGUUUAAGAAAGGUGGAGAUCUGCCAGGAAGGAAAGUAAAGUUUGAAAACUACAACAAGACACUGAGGAUCAUCAACGUAUCAGAGGAAGACAUCGGCGAGUAUGUUUGCAUGGCCAACAAUCAUCUUGGCAGUAUCCGGCAUUCUAUUUUUGUUGAAGUUAAAGCGGCUCCUUAUUGGCUGGACAAGCCCACAGACCUGGUUCUGGCCCCAGAGGACAAUGGCCGCCUGGUGUGUCGGGCAAACGGCAACCCCAAACCCACCAUUCGGUGGUUUGUCAACGGAGAGCCGAUAGACAGCGCUCCUGUAAACCCAAACCGCCAGGUUCUGGGUGACACCAUCAUCUUCCGCUCGGUGCAGAUUGGAAACAGUGCGGUGUACCAGUGCAACGCCUCCAACCAGCAUGGAUACCUGCUGGCCAACGCCUUCGUCAGUGUUCUUGGUGAGAUUGUGCUUUAA